UGUCUGUUUUUGAUUGAUUUCCUGAUUGAUCUUCACAACUAUCCAUUGCGUGUGAUGCUUACGUGGUUCCCGAAGUAAUUUUUGCACAAUUUGCACUAAUUUUUUGCAUAAAACACAACAAAAAAUCACUUUGAACCACAGCUCUGUUUUGUUUUGAUUCUCACCCACGUGAUCAGCUGUCUUUUUGACCAAACACCUAUAGUUGUCUCUUUUUCACCCAUGCAAAAGGUGCGGCGAAUGUGUUGGAGAGUGAGAUGGCUAGCUGUGUGCUUUGCAAUGCUGUCAAUAAUUUUCUUGGGGAAAACACAGAAAAAGGAGCUUGUUUGAUAAGGCUGAAAUAAUCUCUGUUGAACUAUGACAUCCCCUGAUUCCUACAAAUAUUUCCUGCCACAGCCCAACAGUGAAAACUGGCCGAGUGAGCGUCACAAGUGCGAAAGUUAUCGCGGUGAGUGAACAAAAAGCGGUGUGCGUUUGAGCGGGAACUUUACGCUGUGGUGCGGGAUGCAUUCUGUGUUGAGCGCUCUCGGGAGCAGCUUCUGGUGCCGAAAAAUGGUCUUCGACGCGGCCAAGAGUGUGGGAAUUGUGAAGUCACUUCAUAUUGCGUCAGAAUCUCACACAGUCGGUGAUAGUUACGAUGAAGCAAUAAAAACCCUCAAUACCCUUCAGAGCAAUGCUGAGACUAUCCAGCAAACUGUGAGAAAUUCUGGUGAUAUUGAGACAGCACGAUUCCGGGAAACGGAGAAAUUCCUCCGGAGAACAGGAGUUCCUCUGGAGAGAUUGGAUACACUAUCCGUGAUCCACGUGGCCGGAACUAAAGGAAAGGGCUCAACGUGUGCGCUUAUUGACUCAAUUCUACGUUCUCAUGGCAUCAGAACGGGUUUCUUCAGCUCACCACAUCUUAUUUCGGCCACAGAGAGAAUUCGGCUCAAUGGGAUUCCCAUUAGUGAGGAGAAUUUUGUGAAAUACUUCUGGCGGAUUUACAAUACGCUCCAGAAAUCUCAAGACCAUGAAAGGGACAUGCCCACAUACUUCAAAUUCCUCACCGUAAUGGCCUUCAAUGUCUUCCUGGAGGAGGAUAUCGAUGUAGCAAUCGUUGAGGUGGGAAUUGGCGGGGAAUAUGAUUGCACAAACAUCGUGAGGAACACCAAAACUGUGGGAAUUACAUCCUUAGGGCUCGAUCACACUCACAUCCUUGGCAACACCUUGGAGGAGAUUGCAUGGCAAAAGGCGGGAAUUAUAAAGCCAAAAUCUCACAUUUUUACAGUAGAUCAACCACCAGGAUGUCUUCGAGUCAUUGAACAACGCGCCAAGGAGAAAAAUGCCACCCUUACAGUUGUACCGGAUUUCGAUACAUACAACUGGGUACAGUUCCCUGGUAAAAAUGUUGGCACAAAGGUGCAGCGUGUUAAUGCCUCACUGGCCAUACAGUUGAGCCACGACUGGCUUCAGCAUCACCGUUUGACUCGUUUGAAGCGAAAAGUGAAUCUCUUGAAGGAAAUUUCUGAGGAGAUCUCCGAUGGAAUUGAAAAUACCAAAUGGCCAGGAAGGUGCCAAAUUAUUCCCUUUCACCGAAGAACAAUUUUCCUCGAUGGCGCACAUACGUUGGAGAGUAUGGAGGUGUGUGCUGAGUGGUUUGUCGACAAUACAGCUAGAAAUAGUAAUCCAAAGUGCUUGAUAUUCAACGUUACGGGUUCGAGGGAUUCGAAGAAACUCUUGAGAAUGCUCAUCAACACAUCCAGCUUCAGUACAAUCAUCUUCACACCGAAUAUUGCAUCGGAAAAGUUCCACGCCACAGAUAAUACGUCCGUUCUCACGGGAAGGGAUGAAGCUCUCGAAAGGUGCAGGAAGAAUGAGAAGGAUUUGCAGGAUAUCAUUGCGGAGAAAGUCUCGAAAAAUGGUCUCUGUGGACUCAAUGGAUUCUCGAAAUUGCAGUGCCAAGUCCUCAAUAGUGUAGCAGAUGCUUUUGCAUAUUUGGACAACAUGUAUGGCAAAGAGAGGGAGAUUGAUGUCCUCAUUACAGGGUCUCUCUACUUAGUGGGUGCUAGUUUAUUGGCUCUUGAGCAUGUUGAUGCCAAAAAGUGAGAGCAAUUUGUGUGUGAAUAAAGAUUUUAAAUUUUCUUUAUUGAAUUAAAGAGAGAAAAAAGCAAAA
Molecule: messenger RNA, 2149 nt
Organism: Lutzomyia longipalpis
Lineage: Eukaryota; Metazoa; Arthropoda; Insecta; Diptera; Psychodidae
Gene: Fpgs1
Product: folylpolyglutamate synthase, mitochondrial
Exons: 5
Coding region: 502-2082 (526 amino acids)
Biological process (GO): tetrahydrofolylpolyglutamate biosynthetic process
Cellular component (GO): mitochondrion; cytosol; cytoplasm
Molecular function (GO): tetrahydrofolylpolyglutamate synthase activity; ATP binding
Source: RefSeq, a predicted model, not a curated record